AUGGACUCGUCGGCGCUGCUCGUGUGGCUCCUGUACGCCAGCGUGGCGCUCGUGCUGCUGCUGCUCAGCAUGUCGCUGGUGCUCUACGCGCAGCCCAAGAACGGCGCGUCCUCGUCGCUCGCCGCCUUCGCCGGCACCUCCACGCUCAGCGCCGCGCCGCUCACCGUCUCGUCGCGCUUCGUCAACGGCGUCUGCAUCCUGGCGCUGUACAUCGCGCUGCUCUGUCUGUUCACUGCGCCCGUGGACGUCUUUCUACUGGAGAACGCUUUGCCGCACGUCCCGGCCAACGUGCGGGCAUUGCGGGUGCUGUACCAAGUGUACUUCGCGGCGUUGGCGCUGUAUUCCUUCGUGGGGGCGCCGCUAGCCUACAACUACGCCAAACAGACAGAGAUCGCGCACCUGACGCUGCGGUUCUCGGCCAGAGAUCGACUGUACGCGGCGCUCAAGCGCACGGCGUGCUUCCUGCUGGGACUGUCGCUGCUACUGGUCAUGGCUAUGGUGGUGCUGCUGUGCGGCAAGCCUGCUAGCUCGGACAUCGACUGGCUGCGGCCGCUGCUUAAGUUUUCCUCGGACCUGGAUACGUUCCUGCGUCUUCUGGUAGGCAUUCUGGCGCUCACGGGCAUGUACCUCUGGCUGUUCGUGUGCAGUCGAGGACUCGCGAGCGUGCCGUUGGUGGGGCUGCUCAUGGAGGACCACAGCAUCGAUGAGCAUAUGACGACGUUCGAAGACUUGUUGCAGGAGAACGCAAUGGAGACACAAGCGACCAAGCAGACGAGAGAGACCAUUUUGCAGAGGUAUGCUGUCGAGCAGCAGAUGAGUGGGGCGGACCAGGAGCGGCUGUCGCAGUUGAAGACCCGUGAGAAGCUUCUUGAAGAGCGACGGGAAGUUCUGAACGCAAAUCUGCGGAGGUUCGCGCUGACGGGCAAAUUGUCGUGCUGGAAGAUCCCGAUUGGCGUGGUUUUGAUGAUCCUGUCGUUGUUGAUCGUGGUUUCCAUGCUCAUCACGAGCAUCGACAAGAUGGCUCACUCCAACUUUGAGCGUGGAUUCUUGCUAAAUGCCCCUGAGUUCCCAAACCCGAUGGAUCUGUUGCUGGUGCUCGCUUCGCGCGUGUUCCCGUUGGACUACGUGGUUUUCGCUGUGCUCUUCGUGUACCUGUUCACGAUUUCGCUGGUAGUACUCAAGCGCCACGGUCUGCAGUUCCUGUGCUUCCGACUAGGUCGAUUGCAGCCGCGACUGACGUCUGCUGCCACGAUGACGAUGCUGUCGCUCGUACUGAUGCAGCUUGCUAUGGUUGGGCUGUUCGCGCUGCUCACGCUGGCACCACAGUACGCCACCUUCGGACACCAAAUGUUCGCUAAUGAUUCUGGGCGCGUCGUUCCCUGCACUUUGGAAGAGGCUGCGAAUGCUGCAGCGGCUGCGGCCAAGUCUGGAGGUCUGCCAGCUCACUGUCGGAUGACGCAGUUGGCACGGUUCUACAACACUCUAGCCGUAGAGCUCCCCAUGUUUGGCACGGCCUUCUUCGUGGGUCAAUUUUUCUUCGCUGCUGCCUUCGUGCCGUGGGUCGCCCACGCCUACUGCAUGGCCAAGAAGCUGGACGACCCCAUUGACCCCAAGCGCCAGCGGCUGCUUAGCGACUACUAA
Phytophthora sojae is the source of this 1641-nucleotide messenger RNA. RefSeq lists its product as hypothetical. The record is from RefSeq and is a predicted model, not a curated record. The transcript has a single exon. Gene Ontology annotation, cellular component: vacuolar membrane. Gene Ontology annotation, biological process: protein localization to vacuole. Lineage: Eukaryota; Oomycota; Peronosporomycetes; Peronosporales; Peronosporaceae. The coding region runs from base 1 to 1641 and encodes 546 amino acids.